Molecule: messenger RNA, 1443 nt
Organism: Charadrius vociferus (killdeer)
Lineage: Eukaryota; Metazoa; Chordata; Aves; Charadriiformes; Charadriidae
Gene: DAPK3
Product: death-associated protein kinase 3
Exons: 8
Coding region: 1-1443 (480 amino acids)
Biological process (GO): positive regulation of apoptotic process; protein phosphorylation; intracellular signal transduction
Cellular component (GO): nucleus; cytoplasm
Molecular function (GO): ATP binding; protein serine/threonine kinase activity
Source: RefSeq, a predicted model, not a curated record
AUGGAUGUGGUGCCCUGGGGGCCCGAUCCCACCUGGGUGAUGCUGGUCCCUGCCCUGGGGGGGGCUCUGGGUGGCCCCCGCCACGAUCUGGGGAUGUAUAAAGGAGUGUUGGGUCCAGCCGCGCACAGAGGCCGUGGCCAGUUUGCCAUCGUACGGAAAUGCCGGGAGAGGAAAACGGGUCUGGAAUACGCGGCCAAAUUCAUCAAGAAGCGUCGGCUGUCGUCCAGCCGUCGGGGCGUGAGCCGGGAGGAGAUUGAGAGGGAGGUGGACAUCCUGCGGGAGAUCCAGCACCCCAACAUCAUCACGCUGCACGACAUCUUCGAGAACAAGACGGACGUGGUGCUGAUCCUGGAGCUGGUCUCGGGUGGCGAGCUCUUUGAUUUUCUGGCUGAGAAGGAGUCCCUGACGGAGGAGGAGGCCACCCAGUUCCUCAAGCAGAUCCUGGACGGGGUGCACUACCUGCACUCCAAGCGCAUCGCCCACUUCGACUUGAAGCCAGAGAACAUCAUGCUGCUGGACAAGAACGUGCCAAACCCUCGCAUCAAACUCAUCGACUUUGGCAUUGCCCACAAGAUUGAAGCUGGGAAUGAAUUCAAGAAUAUAUUUGGGACACCGGAGUUCGUAGCCCCAGAAAUCGUGAACUACGAACCCCUGGGGCUGGAGGCCGACAUGUGGAGCAUCGGGGUCAUCACUUACAUCCUGCUGAGCGGGGCCUCCCCUUUCCUGGGGGAAACGAAGCAAGAGACCCUGACCAACAUAUCCGCUGUCAACUACGACUUUGACGAGGAGUAUUUCAGCAACACCAGCGAGCUGGCCAAGGACUUCAUCCGCCGCCUGCUCGUCAAGGACCCCAAGAAGCGGAUGACCAUCGCUCAAAGCCUGGAACAUCCUUGGAUUAAGGUGAUCAAGAGGAGGAACGUCCGCAAUGAAGACAACAGCAAGAAGCCUGAGCGCCGCCGGCUGAAGACCACACGCCUGAAGGAGUACACCAUCAAGUCCCACUCCAGCAUGCCGCCCAACAACACGUACAUCAACUUUGAGCGCUUCUCCAAGGUCAUGGAGGAGGUGGCUGCAGCCGAGGAGAGCCUCCGAGAGCUGGAGAGGAACAAGAAGUCCUUCCAGGAGGACAUCGAGGCCCUGCUGUCCAUCUAUGAGGAGAAGGAGUCGUGGUACAAGGAGGAGAACGAGAGCAUCAGCCAGGACCUCCGCCAGAUCCGGCAAGAGCUGCAGAAGACAGAGGCCCUGAAGAAGCAGGCGCAGGAGGAGACCAAGAGCGUAGUGCAGGUGGCCAACGGCCUCAAGAGGCGGUACCGAAAGUUGGAGAACCACUACGAGGCGUUGGCCAAGCAGGUGGCCUCAGAGAUGAAGUUCGUCCAGGAGCUGGUGUGGUCCAUCGAGCGGGAGAAGCUGCAGAGCGGUGAAGGAGACGGCAGCAUCCGCUAG